AUGGCAUCCGUGAGGAUUCGAGAGGCCCAGGAGGGAGAUUGUGGAGACAUUCUGAGGCUGAUUCGGGAAUUGGCCGAGUACGAAAACCUCUCGGAUCAGGUGCAGAUCAGUGAAGAAGCCCUGAGGACAGAUGGUUUCGGAGAGAAUCCUUUCUAUCACUGCAUGGUGGCGGAGAGUCUUACAGCGCCCGGUGAGCCACAAGGGCCCCGCGUAGUGGGCUUUGGGCUGUACUAUUUAAUCUACAGCACUUGGAAGGGCCGCAGUGUGUAUCUGGAAGACAUCUAUGUGAUGCCCGAAUAUAGGGGUCAGGGGAUUGGUUCCAGAAUAAUUAAAAAGGUGGCUGAGGUGGCCCUGGAUAAGGGCUGCUGCCAUUUCCGCCUGGCAGUACUGGACUGGAACAGGAGGGCCAUGGACCUGUACAAGGCUCUAGGAGCCCAAGAUCUGACUGAAAUGGAGGGCUGGCACUCUUUCUGUUUCGAAGCAAAGGCUAUGAGGGAUUUGGCAGGAAGGUGA
This is a messenger RNA of Elephantulus edwardii (Cape elephant shrew), 513 nucleotides long. It is a transcript of the gene SAT2, whose product is annotated as spermidine/spermine N1-acetyltransferase family member 2. The transcript is spliced from 6 exons. Gene Ontology annotation, molecular function: N-acetyltransferase activity. The record is from RefSeq and is a predicted model, not a curated record. NCBI's taxonomy places the organism in Eukaryota, Metazoa, Chordata, Mammalia, Macroscelidea, Macroscelididae. The coding region runs from base 1 to 513 and encodes 170 amino acids.